Molecule: messenger RNA, 324 nt
Organism: Dibothriocephalus latus
Lineage: Eukaryota; Metazoa; Platyhelminthes; Cestoda; Diphyllobothriidea; Diphyllobothriidae
Source: the annotation of a GenBank genome assembly
AUGGGCAGUGUAGGUCAAAUGUGGAAGAUCUUUGAAGCACAGCAUGCGACUAUCAUUGAUCUCCUCACAAUGCUGCAGGAGGACUUGAAGCAGACAGGCAGUGAUGACAGAACGAAGGGGCUGGAGGACAUGGUCAUCACAAAAGCAACAACAGAGGCAACUGCAGCAGCUCACCAAGUCAGAAACAGUCGGCUACAAGGAUGCAGGACCUCUGUGGAGGAGGCGUUGAACAAGGAAGGGGUCAGCAUGGUUGGCCGCCCGCCACAAACUCUAGACAGGCUUCAGGCAACAUGUGGGCGUACGGUAGCUCAGAGCUCCGCAUAA